UUUUUAAUUUUUUACGUGGCCCUUUUCUCCGCAUUUUUAUCCAUUUAACAAAUUUUCUUUUUGCAUCCCCUCGACCUUGCGCGCACACAAAAUAUUGAAACAUACAAAAAUAACAAAUUUGAAAUUCCACCAACUUGGAAUACUGCGCUCAGACUUGACAUUAUUUUUUGGCGACACAAUCACACACGCGCAGACACACACACACACACAUUGCUCUGUCAAAUGGCCCUGCCAGCCUUGUACAGACAGCGCCAGACUGAUUUUUCAUCGACACAGCCCGAAAUUCAGAAGUGGACGCAUGCCCCACACAACAUCAAGAGGAUUGAGCUUCAGCAGUCGCUCCUAGGCCACGACGGCUGCGUUAACGCACUGUGUUGGUCGCUGGAUGGCCGAUACUUAUUUUCCGGAUCAGACGACUCGACAAUCUGUGUUUGGCGCGCGGCUGGAGAUGGAUCUCGGAUCGGCAAGCUACGGACUGGGUUUAACGAGCGCGUAUUUGAUUUAAAGGUCAUGCCGGUUCCCAACGACCACCUUCUGGUGGCAUGCUCGAUGGACUACACGAUCAAAGUGUUUGACAUUGGCCGCAUUUUGUCCAGAGCGGAUGCCGCCAGCACACACACUACCAUAUCCAGGCCGACACUCAGCGAUACAUUGGAAGUUGGCGACUGCUGCGUGCGCACCUUUGCUGUGCACUCGGCCCCGGUCAAACGCAUUGCAGUAAUGUACGAUCAGCCGCACGAGUUUCUGUCUUGCUCAGAGGAUGGCACGGCGCGGCAUUUUGAUCUCCGCGAGCCGCUGCCAGCACCAGCACCAGCGUUGCAGCACAGACACGCUGCAUCGACAAGAGGUGGCCACAUAGUCGCUGACUACCAAACGCUGCAUGCCGAGCUUCACGCGCUGGAUACCAACCCGUUUCAAUCGUCGAUAUUUGCAGUCGGCGGGUCCAUCACAUCUAUCAUGGUUCAUGAUCGCCGAAUGCCGCAGCUGGGAUCGGCUCAUGACGUUCAAAGAAAUUAUUACAGCAACUGGUCUGGCGACAGGUGCAUUGUCCGUCUGCGCCGCAAUGCGUCGCCAAGCGAAGACGACGUUUUUGAGCGCAUAUCUGACAACAUGGUCACUGGGCUGCGGUUUUCACGCGACACUCCAAACCAGGUGAUCGGCAGCUGGUGCUACGACUACGUGUAUUUGUUUGAUCUUAACCUGUCGAGUGCAUACAUGAGCGCCACCCGCACUCUCCUUUGCGAAGCAGGAAAGAGAUUGCGCAGCAGAGCCGUCGUAAGCGAUUCCCAAUCACCACCGACAGUGAAGCGCGUGCGCUCUGGAAGCAGAGUGCCAGAGCACCCGUCCCCGGUAGAUGCUAGCAGCAGUGGUGAUAUUGGCGGCAGCGAUAAUAGGGCGUCUGCUUUGAACCACCGCGCACGCGAUUUCACGCGCGGCCGGUCGCUCGGUGUCCACAUACUCACCAGAGAGGAGGCGCCAUACUUGUUCACCAGCGACGAUUUGAACGAAUCCAGUGAAACCAGCGAAACCAGUGAAACCAGCGAAUCCACCGACAACAUCCAAACUGGCAGUUCAGACUGCCAGGUUAGCCAUACCGAAAUUUCAUACGAUGUGGGAGUUAGCUCAGAUAGUUUUGUUAUGGACUGUUCAUCAGCUGUAGACGCGAGCCACUGCAAGGUCUGCCAAGCUGACACAAGCGUCCUGAAAACAGCAAUUAUUAGGCUGGAUGCAGUAGGCAUCCGUGCUAGCGAUCCCGACUUGGCGUUGACAGCCACCGAACGCAGCUUGGUUGACAUAGUGUUUCGCACUUUUGUGGCGAGCAUGGUCGCAAACAUACUGCCGCAGGCCCUUGAUGCCAUGACGUUUGCUUGUAGGCAGCUGGAAGACGAGGGCGUCCAGCCGUCGGAAAGAGCUCUGCGGGCGCUUGUGCCUCUCGAAGAAAUUGCCAAUUCGGGCGACAAGAUGCGCCUUCGAAGCCUGCUCAUGGCAUUUCAUACAGAUGCUGGUUUGGACCGUGAGCGCGUUCGAUCUAUUUUUCACAACAACCGCACCUGUAUUCAUUCGACUCUUUUUCGCCAAAAAUGGAGCCAGCAGUUUCACGGGCACUCGAACCCGAAUUUCGAUCCACUGAGCUCCAGAGCCGCAAGCGAUCUUUCAAACAACCUCCGAGAUAUCAGAAGCGACCUCGAAGCCGCAUUUAGGGACAAUUCUGCCGCACUGCGACUGAAUCGCUACAACAUGCUCGCACGAUAUAAUCGUGUGCUUUUGGCCUGGGACAGUGCGCGAUUGGACACGCUGCUGUUCUUGCUGGCCCUCCAGCCGCUAGUGGGCAGCAUCAAUGACCCACAGCUGAACAUGAUGCGAGCAGAGUUUGGGGACUUGUCAUAUCGGCUGGGCGAGCUGCGCUCUAAGAUUGGUUCCAGCUCGGAAAUCGUUUGUGAGGAGUCACGCACACUUGCUGGGUUUUGCAAUGCAGUUGGUCUCGUAGACGAUGGCGACGCCAGUGAGUAUAUCCUCAAAUGCCUUUUCCACGAAAACGAGCGAUUUUUCGAGAUGCCCAAAAGACUUGGGGUCAAUCUGUUAUGUGAAGUGAAAAUUAUGGCUGACAGAUUUGAAGCGGCUUACCGCGCAUUUGCCGGCAAUGCGUUUGCAGGAAGCAGCCCAUCAGAAUACGCAACUGCUGCAACCCAGCUUGAGCAAUGCUGGAGCUCGCUGACCCAAACACAAACCAGUGAUUUGCCCUAUGCGUAUCUGUGGCACAGGUACAUUCCCUCGAUCAGCGAGCGGCGUAAUGGCGGCUGCGAAGAGCUUGAGAAUGUCGGAAUUGAUAUCAUGCCUGUGUUUCCUUUGAACGCGCCGUUUUCUUGCACUGGCUUUGGGCGCAGUAUUGCUGCUAGCCCCACAAAUGACGAGCGAAUGUCGAUUACGGACAGCAGUAGUAGCAGGUCCAGAUCCAGAUCUAACUACAGCAUGGGCGACAACUCUGGUAGUGAUAGUGAUGGUGAUAGCGAAAGCAGCAUUGGUGCUCAUAUUCGCCCGCGGUUUUACAGCGGCCAGAUCGAUUCAGAUGUGCUGGCCAUGUCACCAAGUGAGGGUGGCUGGCCGCGAGAUACAUGUGAGUACUUGCCGCGGCGCACAACCAAUCGCACAAUCAGUAAUUCUUCACACUAUAAUACUGACUCUAGCUCCCAGUCAGGCCUCGCUGAUACCCAUUCAAGUGAUGCAGGUCUCAAGUCGGUGGUUCCUGUUGUUUUGCCCUGCCGGCGGUACACGGGACAUUGUAACUUUCAGACAACCAAGGACGUGAACUAUCUGUUUGGCCAGUACGUCGCUUCAGGCUCAGAUGACGGCAGGUUGUUUGUCUGGGACAAAGAGACCAUGGAGAUUGUGCAGGUCAUCACGGGCGACAGCGAGAUCGUCAACAUUGUCGAGGGUCAUCCCUACCUGCCGAUUGUCGCCGUCUCUGGCAUUGAUAGUGAGGUACACAUUUUUAGCUUGGCAAAGGGUGGGCCAGUGGCAGCUCACCGCACAAACUUCCCGCUGGUGAGGGGCUGGCAGCUUGCAGAGACUAAUCUGAUCGACCAGUCUUCCAAGGCCGCAUAUAUUGAAAUGGUAUAUGCGCAGGAUCCGUACCAAUCAGCAUUGCAGUACUCGGGCCACUUUACUCUGCCGCCGGACAUCGACAGUAGUCGGCUAGCUAGAAGCGUCCCGCGCACAUUCCCUGCAGUUAGCGAGAGCUGCCUUAGAGACAUGGCUCAGAUAAUAAGCCAAAAUGAAGACAUGCGGCUCAGCAACAUGGCCCAUGCAUCGCUGACUAAUCAGAUAAUGACAAACAUGCUGCUUGGAAACCUCUUUGGAAAUGCUGAAAGUGGCGAUGACAGUGCCGGGUCGAGCGACUCUGGAAGCUCAAGCAGAUCUGACGACUCUGGCGGUUUAGUAAGUCAUAGCGGCACGCACACUGCAAGUACCUCCAACAGUAUUAACAUGGAGGGGAAUGUCAAUGGCAAUAGCGAUGAUUAUGGUGAUGACAAUGGCGAUGGCGAAGAAGGCGAUGGCAGUGUGGUUUUAGUGGACACUGACAUGAGAGAGGACACUGACGGCAGCGAAUUUGAGCGUGCGGCAGAGUCAAUAGUAUACCAGGAGGCACAGCAGCGCCGGCGGUUGCGCUGGGUACACCGCCAUUUCGGCGGAACUGGAUCCACCUCCGAGGAGUCUGAAAGCAGGUUCUCACCAGAACUGGAUGGCUCAACUUUGCACUAGUUCGUUGUUUCAAUCCAAAUACGGCGCUUGUGUGUCUUGGAUAGCAGCACAAUGUCAUUUUUUAAA
This is a messenger RNA of Kickxella alabastrina, 4326 nucleotides long. RefSeq lists its product as uncharacterized. Gene Ontology annotation, biological process: negative regulation of fatty acid biosynthetic process. The record is from RefSeq and is a predicted model, not a curated record. Lineage: Eukaryota; Fungi; Kickxellomycota; Kickxellomycetes; Kickxellales; Kickxellaceae. Gene Ontology annotation, molecular function: protein binding. Bases 223 to 4260 code for a protein of 1345 amino acids. The transcript is spliced from 5 exons. Gene Ontology annotation, cellular component: cytoplasm; Cul4-RING E3 ubiquitin ligase complex.